AUGGCCCGCCCAAUUCUGUUGCCGUUGGCACUGUGUGCUGCCCUUCUGGUGCUCCUCAAGUCGGCCACCACCUUUGUGCAGGCCCCGGCACGAACGGUGGAGGGACCCCAGCACCAGCUGCGCGUGCUGGAGACUGCGGCUGUGUCAACCGGACUCACCCUCUCAGGCUCCCUGCCAGCCCUGGCCACUUGGAGCGAGGGCUCGGAGCCCGGGCAGAACAUCGACCCAGACUCCACGGAGGCCUACAACCGCAAGAUCUUGAAUGCGACGGCCAUUUGCUUGACCUUUUCAGUCUUCCUUGUUGGCCUUGUCGUCUCCCAGGCGCGAAAGCUGGUGGAGAACAGAUGGCUGAAUUGA
This is a messenger RNA of Symbiodinium natans, 357 nucleotides long. The record is from the annotation of a GenBank genome assembly. NCBI's taxonomy places the organism in Eukaryota, Dinophyceae, Suessiales, Symbiodiniaceae.